GCUUGCUUUGUCACGCACACGAAAAGCUCCUGCCUUUACCUUAUCUCCGCACCCGUAGUGGGAUUUGGUGGGAGCUGCGCUGCUCGCCCCUCGCGUUUCUUUGCUCAAUUGGGGGUCACGGUCACGGCCCGCGGGUGCUGCGCGUGCUCGUGGGCGGGCGGAAUUCGGGGUUCUUGCGCGGUCCCGGUCCCCUCGGCGAUUGCGGACGCUCUCUGCAGAUCUUCGCGUAACUCCGGGAGCGCGCCGGAGAUGAACUGCGGGCCGCCCGACCAGCUGCCGCCGGGGUCGGCGCCGUCGUGCUUCCUCAACCUGAACUGGGACCAGUCUAUGGCCGCCGACCAGCUCGACCCGGCGCUCAGCUCGAUGGUCUCCUCCCCGGCGUCCAACUCGACGGCCGCCGCCGCGGUUACUGACGGCCGCGCUCUCCACGGGAUCUCUCCGCAGCAGCAGUACGGAGGCACUCCGCUCAGCUCGCCCCCCAAGCUCAACCUGUUCCACCAAACUCGCCCCCAGUUCCACCACUUCCCGCCGCCGCAGGUCGGCGGCCUGCCAAUCCUGGAGAACCUGAUGCCGAUGGGCCAUCUAGACCAGUUCCUCGCCGACCCAGGCUUCGCCGAGCGCGCGGCGCGGCUGUCCGGCUUCGACGGCCGCCCCGGUGGAAGUGGCUAUGGAGGCGUCGGCGUCCCGGGACAGUUUGGCAUCCCGGACGCCGGCCCCAUCGGCGCAUUGAAGGAGCUGGAGCUCGGGAACGGCCGGGACGAGUCGUCGGUGUCCGAUCCGGCGUCCGGCAGCGCGGAGAUGGCGCUCAACAAGGGGCCUUCCGACGGCAAUGCGAAGAAACGGAAGGCUAGCGGGAAGGGCAAAGGCAAGGACGGCCCCGGGUCCGCCGCCGCCGGCGCCGCCAAGGAGGAGUCGAGUGGGAAGCGGUGCCGAUCGGCGGACGAGAGCAGUGGCGCGGAGGACAACAACCCCACCACCAAGGGCAAGGCCGCGCAGAGCAGUAGCGAGAAUGGUGGUGGCAGGAAGCAGCAGGGGAAGGAGAGCGCGACGAAGCCCCCCGCCGAGGCGCCCAAGGACUACAUCCAUGUCCGGGCGCGGCGCGGCGAGGCGACGGACAGCCACAGCCUCGCGGAGAGGGUGAGAAGGGAGAAGAUCAGCCAGCGGAUGAAGCUGCUGCAGGAUCUCGUGCCGGGUUGCAACAAGGUGGUGGGCAAGGCAGUGAUGCUGGACGAAAUCAUAAACUACGUGCAGUCCCUGCAACGGCAAGUCGAGUUCCUGUCCAUGAAACUGGCCACCGUGAACCCGCAGCUGGACUUCAACAGCCUGCCCAACCUCCUCCUCCCUAAAGACAUACACCAGCCCUGUGGGCCGCCGCAUUUCCCGCUGGAGACCUCAGGCGCUCCGCUGCCGUACCUGAGCCAGCCUCACCAUGGGAGCCCUCUAGGCUGCUGCAUGGACACCCAGGGGGGCUCUAUGCACCCGCUCGACGCGGCGUUCUGCCGGCCGAUGAACCCUCAGCAUCCUUUCCUCAACGGUGCUAGCGACGCGGCGUCUCAGGUCGGGACUUUCUGGCAAGACGACCUUCAAAGCGUGGUUCACAUGGACAUCGGCCAAAGCCAGGAGAUCGCUCCCACCUCUUCCAACAGCUACAACGGUUCAUUGCAGACAGUCCACAUGAAAAUGGAGCUUUGAGGCAUGGCCGGGGAAAAAGAAAGAAAGAAAACCCCAGUCCGAAGCUCGACGCCGUCGUCCCCCCUGUACAUACGGAGAAGAGAGGACACAGCUCGCACCGGAAGCAGCGGGCUCUUGGGGGGUCCAAUCCAACCUAACGACGUUGGCCCCUAGCAGUGUUUCAGCCUCUAAUUUUCCCCACCCCCGCCCAAUGGUGUGACGAUUCUUUCUU
Messenger RNA from Zea mays, 1903 nucleotides. RefSeq lists its product as uncharacterized. Gene Ontology annotation, biological process: regulation of DNA-templated transcription. The record is from RefSeq and is marked provisional. NCBI's taxonomy places the organism in Eukaryota, Viridiplantae, Streptophyta, Magnoliopsida, Poales, Poaceae. The transcript has 8 exons. The coding region runs from base 250 to 1692 and encodes 480 amino acids. Gene Ontology annotation, cellular component: nucleus. Gene Ontology annotation, molecular function: DNA-binding transcription factor activity; protein dimerization activity.